Messenger RNA from Cryptococcus deneoformans JEC21, 2382 nucleotides. RefSeq lists its product as hypothetical. Lineage: Eukaryota; Fungi; Basidiomycota; Tremellomycetes; Tremellales; Cryptococcaceae. Bases 171 to 2300 code for a protein of 709 amino acids. The transcript is spliced from 3 exons. The record is from RefSeq and is a predicted model, not a curated record.
CGAUGUAUUACCGUCUUUCUAUUGUCGGAUUCUUACUUGUUAUUCCCUCUCCGUCGCUCGAGAACGACCCUUUCGCCUAGCAUCAUCUCAUCCGACCUGAAGGCAACCCAGCAGAUAGGCCCGUGUACAGACGAACACACUCCAGGCUCGCCACGACAACGUAACGAAUCAUGCUUGCCGCCGAGUCGUUGCGGCCUGUCUACCAACAUGCAGCCACAUCACAUGCAAACAUAGGCCCGAGCAGUAGUUUUUCAAGUAUGGACAACAUUGCUUCAGGCUGGAAUGGGCAAAUUAUGCCGGCAUUGAAAAAACGCCUCGAGACUGAGUCGGCUUAUCUCACCCACCGUCUGUCCGCCGCUCAGUCUGACAAGCGCCCGACGUCAUCUGGGUUUGGUGACCCAGCUGAAGAGGGAGCAACUUUUUCUGAGCAUUCUAGGGAAAGCCUGUUCCCUGAAUACAAUACUCAGGUGAAUGUACUGCCCGAGAUGGCGGGUAGAACUGGUCUUCCCAGUCGUCCACAGUCUCAAUCCUCACCCAAAAGUAGGGCGAGGUCUGGAACGAUGGUUAGUCCCAAUGAAGUCCGCAAAAUAUACUUGGAUCGACCUCCUGUACCUAUCACCUCACCUACGUCUUUGUCUGAAAUUUCCGGUCUACAACUUUCGCCAGUCGCAUCCAAAUCCACAUCUUCAGGUGACGGUUCCCCGGUCAUACCACCUCCCUCCCGGAUACCCAUCCGUGCAAGUUCAAAGUCUCGCGGAGGGUCGGAUCCCUAUUCAUUCCUGAGAAGUGAUGGACCCCGCUCGAUGUUAGGUCUUUCGUUUUCCUCAACAAUACCCGCUACAGCAGGAAGAAUGAGUCGAUCGCCGCAGCUGCAACGGGAGGUAUCAAUUGCGCAUGUUAAAGAACUCGCGGAAGGACCUUCUGCCAAAAAAUCGAGGGGGCAAUUCUCAGGAGAACUGAAGCAAAGGGAUUUCGGGGAAGAUUCCCCAACACUUGAUGCAGCUCAAAUAACUGAAGGCUUUAUCAAAAACGAACUUCCGCCUUUCAUAAUGUCACCAGAAGAAGCCUUACGUAUUGCAGAGCGGGGCCACAACCUUGAGUCUGAUGACGAUGCACAAAUGCAGGACUGGCAGCAUCUUGAACUGGAUCCGUAUGCUGCCAGUGGCCCGUCUCAGGAAAUCGGACUUGCUGAAGGGAAGCGCGAGAAGAGAAAAAGAGCAACCACCAUGAAGACAAGCGGUAGGAAUAGACAUGUUGCAGCACGAUCCGUUAACAAAGACUGUCAGCCUGACUUCGGGCUUCCAGUGUUCGAAAAUCCUUCAUUGAAAGCCUCAAAGUCCCGAAUUCAGACAGGAAGCACUCCGUCUGCCACUGCCACCUCGUAUCCAAUCUCCCAGACUUCACGUUCUGUUUCUAUGAAAGCGUUCUCUUCUACUCCUCGUACCCUACACCCCUAUAAUACUUUACCCAAUUCUUCUUCCCGUCUCGGCGUUGCUGCACAUCUUAUCCCUCCAGCAAGCACUUACACACCGCCCAAAGGAGCUAAUUGGGACGAGGUAGUGUUGCCUGCUGUGGCCAAGAAGCUGGGGAUCGGGGAGGCAAGGACUGCCGACAAGAUCGAUACAGGGCCAGAUGCUGAAGAUUUAGCAGUAGAGUGGGACAAGAAUGGAACACCUAUCAAAUGGGUGAAGAAGAAAAUGGAAGAUAGAACGUCUUUGGACAAACAGACCGAUCUUGAAACCAAAUCCCCUAAUAGCAAACUCAUGGAGCUGCCUUUUAACCCGAUCCUGGAGCCUUUGCCGGAUAGUCCUUUUUGUCAAUCGAAUUAUGGUGCUCAACAUCCCGAUACUAUUGGACUUGGCCCUCAGCGCGAAGCGCCAGGUCUGCAUAUCAUUCCGCCCCCGCUAUCAAAAACCAUUUCCCAGACCAGCAUCAAUCUGAAACCCUCUUUUCUCAGAAAGACAAGCAUGCAAGACGUGACAAAACCGUCUUCUCAAAGGUCAUUGCAGGCUCAACGAUGUGACGACGAAGAAUCCGAACCUUUCGUGGGUAAUGACUUGGUCCCGGGGCAGAGCCACUGGGGAGUUCCUCCUGUGCAGCCAUCGGCACCUGGCACCACACAUCGCAUCACAGGUGCAGUUUACGAGAAACGUAUGAAUAAACAGCGCGGAGUGGCCUCCGUGCAAGCGAACCUGUUGGGGGUCGGUAAUGUACAGUCUGGGAAAGCUGUGGACUCAAAGCCAAACAAGAAGGCCAAACAAGAUGGCCACAGCAAAGGUUGUGGUUGUGCUAUAAUGUGAAGUAACAGUAGUAUGUAAAUCAUGUGGGAUUCUUAGAUACACUUCAUCUUUAACAACCAUAUUUGCCUGUCAUAAGUAUAAG